AUGUUAUUACUUAAGAAUACGUUACUUGCUUGGUUGGCCUUUUUGGCCAUUAAUAUAUUCAGUACUGUAAAAGCUGACGAACCAUCAUCUGAAGUUAUCUCAUUGACAAAAGAAAAUUUUCACA
Messenger RNA from Ambispora gerdemannii, 124 nucleotides. NCBI's taxonomy places the organism in Eukaryota, Fungi, Glomeromycota, Glomeromycetes, Archaeosporales, Ambisporaceae. The record is from the annotation of a GenBank genome assembly.